This is a messenger RNA of Botrytis fragariae, 2034 nucleotides long. RefSeq lists its product as uncharacterized. Gene Ontology annotation, cellular component: spliceosomal complex. The record is from RefSeq and is a predicted model, not a curated record. Lineage: Eukaryota; Fungi; Ascomycota; Leotiomycetes; Helotiales; Sclerotiniaceae. Gene Ontology annotation, biological process: spliceosomal complex disassembly. The transcript has a single exon. Bases 1 to 2034 code for a protein of 677 amino acids.
AUGAGUUCGCCACGCCUCCCUACAGAUCCAUAUAAAACCCUCGGUGUUGAUAAAGAAGCGGCAUUACCUCAGAUUCGAUUAGCAUAUCGAAAACUUGUUCUCCAGUGUCAUCCGGACAAAGUUCAAGAUCCUCAAUUGAAGGCAAUAAAGGUCGAUGAAUUUCAAAAGGUCCAAGAAGCAUAUGAAAUACUUAGUGAUGUAUCAAGAAGAUCAGAAUAUGACCAAACAGUCAAACUGCAGAAGCUGAGAGAGGAGUUGGGCAAAACUGCGACUUCAACUUCGACUUCGAAUCCAGUCUCGACUAGUAAAACUUAUGAAUACAAUGUUAGGACCGCAGAACCUAGACCGUCGACAUACAGUUCCUCGUAUCCAAAGACUGCGCAAAAGCCACCAAAAGAGUCAAAUGUGUAUUCAAAACCGCCAUCGAGAUCUUAUGAGGAUUUGUACGAAGAAACUCCGAGACCAUCUGUUAGGAGAACCAAAACAACUAGAGAUUCGGAUAGAGAUGAAAGGGAAAGAAGAAGACAACAGGAAGAAGAAGAAAGAGAGAAGAUGAGACGGAAGAUGGAAAAGGAAGCUAAGCGUGAUCACGGAGAUCGAAAGAAGUCUCGCGACAAGGAGAAGAGACGUGGCACCGAAGAGAAAGUGCGUCCAGGCACAUAUGUUGAAGACGAAUCCAGUGAGGAUGAUUUUCGACGAAAAGCGGAACGAGCCGCACGAAGGACAGAGGAAUUGAGAGCCGAAACUGCUGCUCGACUUCAACAAGAACGGGAGCACAGAGAGUGGGAGCUUCGUGACAGAGAACGUGAACGUGAACGUGAACGUGAACGAGAACGAGAGUCACGCGACAGAGAGAGGGAACGGGAAAAGAGAGAGCGAGAAAGAGAACGAGAACGAGACCCUCCAGAGGUGAAAGACUCGCCGAUGGGAGACAAGUGGAAAGAUCAUAUGGCAAAUGCUGCACGUUAUGUCCAAGCUUCGCGAAGAGAGUCAGAUAUUAAACCAGAGGUGCCAUUUGCGCCAGCGCCACCUCCAAUGCCUACUAUGCGUCGAGCAGAAACGUUUACUGCGCCAUCAUCUACACCAUAUAAUAAUCACUAUAAAGUACACCCAUCUGCUGCUUAUGAAAAUCAUAGUGAUGAUGAGACACCACGGAGAUCAGCAGCACGACCAUCACGCCGUUCUGCAGAAACUCCUUCGAAAAGCAAAGAUACGCCAAAGCCAAGUAGACGCUCAACUAGGGAGUCACCAUAUGUAAAUACCGCAUCAACUUCACCUCCUACAAAACCUACUCUUAACAAACAAUAUUCGGAACCACCGAUAGUUGGGGUUGGAUCGAGUAGACGGGAGCCUAGUCGAUCAAAGACGGAGUAUCCUCGAGAGCCACCUCCACCACCUACAUUUACCAGAGCAGCUACAUUUACACAAGGCAUGGGUACGAAGACAGACACUAGGGAUAGGGGUCGUGGACCAAUUCGGGUAGUUCAGAAUCCGGUGUCAGAAUCUGAUUCUGGAUCUGACUCUGAGUCGCCAUCACCAACACCUCAAUAUUCUCAUGUUAGACAGCCGCCUCGAGCUCCUGAGCCCUCUGGUACUACCAAAACGUACGUCAUUGGUAGUAAUGGGCGAAGUGAACUCAAAGGCUCUUAUCGAUCAGAUCUCCGCGAUGCUGCUUACACGCGACCUCGAAGUCCAUCGCCUCGUCGAACCACUCGUCCUCCUUUAGCACGUAGUGGUGGGAGUGCUUCUCGUCAGGUGCGAUCUCGGUCACGAGGAUAUCACCCAACAACUGCGCCCGAACCAACUGAGCCCGUAGUUGUCAACGCCCAACCCAAACCUCGAGAGGCUUCUCGGGCCACAAGUCGUGGUGGAUAUCCACCACAAUACAAUGUAAACUUUUCUGCUCCAAUCACACCCGAAAAUAUUGUCUACUCGGCUGGAACCCAUUAUGUCGAUAGAAGAGCUACCGAACCGGGAAACCAACGCGAUUAUACACCUUAUCCUGCAGCUCGUGGUCGUGAAUCGGUCUACUAA